AUGAAGUUCAACAGUAUCCUUCUGCACAUGCUCAUCUGCUCUUUCUCCAAGACGGCUAUAGCAAGUCAAUGUAAGGCAGCUUCUUACUCCGUACAAGAUCACUUGCUUACAAACCACACCAUCAAGGCCGGGCCUGCAGAGCUGAUUGAACACUGCAUCUCUCGUUGCAUCAAACAUCCCGGUUGCCAUAGCAGCAACUUUUAUAGAAAGAGAGGAUGGUGUGAGCUGAAUGAUAAAACGCAGGCUUCCCACCCUGAAGAUAUGAGACAAGUUCGAUUUACAAACUACAUGGAGAAUACUCUCAGACCUUUUAGCUGCAUCACCCACCCAGACUGUGGCAGUAAUUUGAUUUGUUCUUUAUCAAAGUGCGUAGGUGAGUUGGUAACGGUUCGCCACCAGGUAUAAGUAAUCUCUUGAUGCAAAAUUAUAAAUGGGCAGUACGGUGCACAGUGUGCUUAGCUGGGCGAUUUCUUGCGCGCUGAUCAGUCGAGGUUUCUCUUGUUGAAGAGCGUAGGUAGUUCGAUCGGUUACGGGUAACGCCCAACUGGUUAGAAGAAACGUCUUGACCAUUAAGGGCCCUGCUUUUAUAAGAGGUACGCCAGCCCGGUUAGCCGGAAUGGCUCGCUUAACAGUGCUGGAUCGGCUCAUGCCUUGUUUCCUUUUAAAAACGGUCCUCUUGUUUAUAUAUGAAAAGGUGGGCCGGCCUGCUUGCCGAAUUCUCGGCUCGUCGCCUCUGAUCGGCAAGCCAGGCCAGCUCGGCUCAGUCAUAUAAACACAACGACAAUUUUAAAAGGAAGCAAAGCAUAAGCCAAGUCAACCUGGCUGACCGGGCUGGCUAACCUCAUACAAACAGGCCCUAUAGAGUCUUAUGCUACUAAGUGUACAUUGUGCACACGAUGUAAAAUUUCCUUUAUAAAUAAGUUACAUACGACAAAACUAUAGGACCUAUAGCACGUAAAAAACAGGAGAGACAGUAAGUCACCGCCCUUCUUUAUUCACCUUAAUUUUACAUCUUUGAUACAUUGGCCCCUGGACCCGGGCUGUGCAGGGUUAAGUUUGCAUUUAUCUUCCAGAUUCAAUCUAGUCGUAUAUAUAUAUAUAUAUAUAUAUAUAUAUAUAUAUAUAUAUAUAAUUAAUCGAACCUUCAUACAUCGAAUAGAAUCGAUCGAGAGCUGUACACUCGUUGGUUUUACCACGGAUCAAACGUGUUGAUUGAGCGUUGUCCAACAAAUUGUUAGUUGGUGUUAAAUCCAUACAACGGAACCAAAUAAGUUUCAACUCUUUUAUUUUACUAAUUAGAAAUAGAUCUAGCAUCAUCCAUCAAGAUUAAGUCAACGCCCAAAAAGGUACUUAUGUGGAUCCAGAAAUGACAAUGGCCGACAUCAAUGAAGUCAGUGAACGCGUAUCGACUUCAGUUUAAGUUACAUUUAGCCACAACUUGAUGUUAAAUAAUAAGGUUUGUAUUUUACUAAUCGAAAUUUCGGAUUUUAUUUACAGAAUGCAGUAUUUAUGCACUUGGAAUGGAAAACAAUCUCUUGCCGAAUUCUGCCAUCACCGCCUCCUCGGUAUGGCCGCACAUCACUGGACACGACUCUUGGAGAGCCCGUCUCAAUAAUGUUCCAAAUGGGCACGCGGGCUGCUGGGUAGCGGGAAAUAAUAAAGUCGGCGAGUGGUUGCAAAUUGACUUGACGAAGGAGAGGCUGCUGACAAAACUUGCCACACAGGGAAGGCCUGCCUCAAAUCAAAGGGUGACGUCAUACAGCCUUUGGUUGAGCUCAGACAACGUCAAAUGGGAAGAAUACAAGGAAAAUGGAGUUGUAAAGGUAUGCGAUGCUGAUUUGAUCAACAAGAAUCCCGCGUGAUCCGGUCACCGAGAAAUGAGGGGAAGUCUCAUGCAAAGAAUGAGCGAAGGGGUUAAGGGAUCACAUGGGUAGCCUGGGAGCGUCGAGCUCUUCUGUUUGCUGUUCUUUUCUGCUCUUACGAUUAGUUUUGCGAGCUAAGCGGCAGACGUUCACUGCCGCGUGCCCUAAGGUUCUUUUUCUUCAAUGACCGUGACCGCUUUAAAUAAUGUAAACUGUUACUUUUUGUUUUAAAAGAUUCUCCUAAUGAUCACGUUGAAGAGGACGACCAGGCCAUCAAAAUAACUUACCUUACACUACUACAUGAGAAAUUUCUGCAAUUUGAUUGGCUUAGAGCAGUGAAAUUUCAGCUUAAUUUGAAAUACCUAUAGGUGAAAAUUACAAACCUUUUGUGGGUAGUAGUAUAAACAAAUAAUAGCAUGAUUUGUACGUGAUAUUUGGCAUAAAUACCACUCGUAAUAUUUCAAAAUUGUCUCAAAUUACGUAUAACAAUUUCGAAAUAUCACCCGUGGUAUUCAUGCCAAAUAUCACUACAAAUCAUGCUAUUACCUAUACAAAUUCAUGCAGCUCUACAUAAGUGCUGUUGUAAGCAUUGCGAAAGAAGUAAUGUCAAUAAAAAGGAUUCGUAAUUAAUAGUCACAGUGGCUAACUAACUGGAUUUAAACUAAUGACAGAGAAACUAACGACGGGGUGUCAAACCACUAAACAAAGUAUUAACAUGAAUGAUGGUUAAAAAUAAAAAGUCCUGUUCAUGUUGUGUCUGUGGCGAUAAAUCAAUAAAAAAUUGUUGAGCUUAUUGAAAAAGACAAAUAGAUGAUGAUAAAUGCCGUUGCUUCGUGCUGGAAAAACACUAAUCUGCUCUAGCAACUACGUAGUUUUCAGCGUACACCAAAUCAGCCUGGGGGGAGGGGGGCUACUUGGGUUAAUUUUUGCUGCGUAUGUGCCGCUGGCCUGUCAGCGUGCCUACCCCAUUAUCGGUCUAUUCUGUGGCGAACUAUAGACCCCAUCUUAGUCACUUUUGGGCAAAUAUGUAAUUUUCGCGAUCCCAACUUAGUCACUUUCUAUUUUUAUGAAUUGACCCGUAUUUUAGAUUGAAUGAAGAACACUUUACUUUUCAUCUGCAUUGCUAACCGGAAUUAUGAAGAACUGUCUUACCCCAAAAAAUCCGAAAAUGUGCGACCCCGUUCUAAUAAUUCUAUUUAAAAUGCGACCCCAUUCUAGUAACUCUAUUUAAAAUGCGACCCCAUUAUAGUCAAUCCAGUCGUGAAAACGCGACCCUGUCCAGCGGCACAUCCCCAUUAGCCUCUUAGAAGGAAAUACCCCCUCCCCCCUCCCACCGGGCAAAUCAGGAGGUAACCAGUUGCUUAUUUACUAGUAUGACCGUGGAUUUGAACUCUGAACAAUCGCAAAACACUGAAUCCACGUCGAAUAACGUCAGUGCGCAUGGCAGAAAUUGAGUAUACACAAGUCGUUACUGAGCCACAGCCCGAAUAGUAUUCAAGCAAACAAUAAAAUUAAGUAUAAUCGUAAUUAAUUGAGAUAUUUCUCAAUUUUUUCAUCAAUAAGUUUUAACGUUCGUAGUUUAUUAUCGUCAUCUAUUAUUUUUAUUCUUUUUUAUUCUUUUUUUUUUCGCUCCUGCUUCUUCUUACUUUUGCAGGUUUUCACUGGAAACUCGGACAGCAACACAAUUGUGUCACACGUUUUAAAGGCAAAGUUCACGACCAGAUACGUGCGAUUUGUUGUGCAGACGUGGUAUGAGCACAUAUCCAUGCGAGUGGAGCUGUACGGCUGCGCUGAAUCAUAGCUGAAAACUGCUUUGGUCUCUCCGAUCCUCUAUUUAGUCCAGUCCUGAUAAUACCUUAGCAGUCACCGGCACUCGGCUUUGAAGACCAGGAGAAUACAUAAUUCUUUUCCAUUCUUUCGUUCUUUUAUUUUUGUUUAUUCAGCCUGGAAUAAUACGCACAUAGACUCCAAAUGAACUAAAGUUCGAUUUCUUACUAUGAAUUGUAUCGACGGAUAAAUAUGACGGUAUACUUUAUAAAAUGUGUUUACCCCGGCGUAACUGGCGCAUCAUCAAAAAUAUACCGCAUGAUUAACAGUCUUAAUACUGCCUAAUGACUGAGCACGUUUCAAUUUUAAUUCGCUUGACAUUACAGCGACAUCUGAGGUUAUAUGUUCAUAUCACUAUUAAUACCGGAUAACUCUUGCGCUGGCGCGAAAAACAUACCGAAUGGGACUUUUGUUCAUACAUAGGAAGGGUAAUUUGGCGCUAUUUUUUUAACGGAGCAAACCUGAACUGAACAAAAUUGUGUAUAACGUCACCCAUCGAGGGGAGGAAGGCCUCCCCUGUGUGGCAAAAUUUGUCAGCAGCCUUUCCUCCCCGAGAUCAAUUUGUAACCACUGGCCAGCUUCAUUCGAAUCCGUCGACCAGGAGCCCCAAAAUUUGCCUUUUGGAACCUUACUGAGACGUUCCAGCCAAGCUCCGUGUGCAGAGGUCCCAUAUUCCGAGGCUGGACCGAUGGACGAAUUCGGCAAGAGGCUUCGUUCGUUCGGUAAUAAGGCGCUUAGCAACAACAACGGCGACGGUAACGAGAACGUCAAAAAAGCAACAGGUAUAUUAAGCAAAACAACAACACGUGUAUCAUACUUUUUUUUGUACAUUUCUUUGCCGUCACUGCACGACUACGACGUGAAAAUGCCUAAUUUCACGUUUCAUGGAGGGCUUACACAAGGGACGACGAAUUUUACAUCACCUUUAUAAACUUGAGUGCAGUCCUCAAGAGAUUAACUCCAGGGAAAUUCGCCUACAUUUGACAUUUUUAGCGAAUUGUAACUAUAAACCCGAAUUCAUUUUAAAAGUGACGUUUUCGCUGCCGUCGCCGGCGUCGAUGCUUUUAGGUUCCCUUUCUAAGGGUGAUAGACGCGCUGAAAGGAAGGAAUAUCAUUUUUCAAUUUUUUCUUUUUCCUAGAGCUUUUGACAGUAAAGAUGUAGUAUGUAACUUAAAUAGCAAUGGUGACACGACAAUAAAACGCUUAAAUUUAGACUUAACUUACAAGGGGGUACCCUGUUUGGGUGCCACGAAUUUAUCCAAAUUCAGAAUGUUAUAUCUCAACUCAUAUUUGAGAUACUGGAGAAGUUUUUUAGCUCUCAAAUACCCUUCAAUUACCUCAUCGAUGUUAGUGAAGUUUAAGCGAAAUCUAUUAAAGCGUUAGUUUGGAGUUUCAAGAUUAUUGAUAUCUCAUAAGGCGGCAAAAUAAGGCCUACAAUUCGCUAUUUUUUUUGUCGGAAAUUUUGUGUUUACAAGUGAUCUAUCGAGCGGUUUUCAAAUUACUCUCUUAUUUGUUUAAGUAGACCAAAAUGUUUACAAAACCUCUAACAAGUGCGUCUCGAUACAUAAUAAUCAAAUAUUUCUAUCUGGCAAUCGGCAAAGCUUCCUCCAUGAUCUUACACACACGUUUUUAAAAAGAUGGAACUGACUAUUAUGAGGUGAAAUUGCAUAUCAAAGCGCUUCGAUGUCUUCAGAUAACGGCCGAACAUCAAGAUUGUCUAACUAUUACAGUGUUUUUCUGACAACCAUAAAAGCUUUAUCCCUGAAAUAUCUCGAAAACACUCUAAUAGAUUUCGCUUAAUAAACUUCCCUAACACUAAAGCGGCUUUUGAAGAAAAAAGCUCUCGUGAACGAUUCUGGAAGGAGAGUUCGCAGUGCCUAGAAAUACAGCUGCAAGAAAAAGGGAAAAUGGCGUCAUUUCGUUGCUAUGACAACUCCGAUGGCAUGAUUGUAACCCUGAUCGUAACAAAUUUUCACCUUUAUCUAAUACAGCUCUCCACUGCAUGGUGGUAAUUUUUCAAUAGCGACGUAGUUAAUGCUCAAACUUGGGAGGUACUGACCCUGAAAAACCCCAUCGAGCCACCUUAAAGCUGGGCAGUUUUACCCUAACGAUUUGCGAUAUUAAAAUUGCAAAUGACCAUGUAAGUUAUUAAUAAUUGAUCAAAAAUAAAUUUUUCAGAUUUGGAUUGUUUUACAAUCAAAUUUUAUUAAUUGCGUUUCAGGAAAGUAAACCUUGGUAAUUUUGUUUCGGGAUUGUUCCUUUUAACAUCAACAAUCCAGGGAAAACUGCAGGGUAAGGACUGUCACUUCGAUCCGUUACGUUCAACUAACCUAUAGACUAACCAAAGCCAGUAAAUCCAAGAUAGCCGAUUAUUCAAUGAAAUAAGGCAUUUUGUUUCGCUUUUAAAACCAACAGCAUAUGUCACCGAGUUAGAAUGGUGGGCUGAUAUGAAUCUUAAAUUUUUAUCUCCUAGAAAAAUAAAUAGGGGGUGAUCGUUUUUACGAUUUUAUUUUUCUUCUUAGGCAAUGACCAUAAGUUUUCAUUAAUUUCUCAUUGUUAUCUCAUUUGUAAAAGUGCAUCGAAAUAUGGAUGUAUAAUUUUAAAAAGUGAUGCAUUGUAGGCACCAACGCGUAUUGAUCAUGCUUUUCAGACCGGCCACCGUAAACCUCGACUUUUUGAGAGAUUCCUAGUAUUCCUUACAGAUUACAGCGGAACGUAAAAAGCUAUUGAAAUAAUAGGCUAAAACACUUGUUUCCUGGCAAUAAGACUGAGAAAAGACUUAUGCUACAUAAAUACCCUCUUCAGUUGUAAUAGCGUUAAAUUUAUUUCUUUAAUUAAAGUACUUUUUUGGGGGGUGCUCCGAUGAGGAAUAUUCAUCUCGCGCCCUCUUGUUUUUACUUUUUUAUCGUUGUUUGUUCACCUAGGCUCGAACAAUUAGUUUUAUUUUGUAUUUGUAAAAUAAUUAUUGUUGCACGGCCUAGUUUAGUUAAGUUUAUUUAAAAAACUUAAUUGCUUCCUCUAGAAGGUGUUUUCAGCUGUGAUAUGGCCGUUUUCUCAACAAACUUCGUUUGCGUAGGACGCAGUCAUCGGUUCACACUUUUAGCAAAAGACUCUCAUGGUGAUUGGUUUAGCAAAUAAUGUUUCCAGUUUUGCCUCAUCCCGACAUUUUAACAAUUUAUUAGCUUUUCUUUUCACUUGAACCGUGUUCAGCAGAAUUUUAGUCAUUUUUUCAACCUUACUAAAAUUCAGGAUUUUUAACAACUGGGUAUAAUAACCUUCCAAAACGACCUGAAUUUUUCUACCAAAAAUUCGGCCUAUUAGAAUUUAAGAAAUAUCAUCGAAGAAAUUACUGCGCGAAUUCAUCCAUUUAAUAGAGGUUCAAUUCAAUCCCUUUGUUUCCAAGCUCCCAUCCUUAAUUACCUUGAAACACCUAUUUUCUGCAUAUAAAUGCAUGCAAUAUAUACUUUGUAAACUGUAACCUGUUACAUUGCCUUAGCUUAGAUAAAUAAACUGAAAAGUACCGAGACUUCACGUUGUAGUUUCAUCGAAAGUGUUCUCUACAUAAAACUAUCCUUUAACGUCGUUAACUUUAUGAAUCUGACAGAAAUGAAUUUCAUCUGUAUCCUUCUGCACAUGCUCAUUUGCUGGUUCUCCAAGAUGGCUAUCGCAAGUGCCACCGCAAGUCAAUGUAAGACGGCUUCUUACUCCGUACAAGAUCACGUGCUUAUAAACCACGUCAUCAAGGCCGGGCCUGCAGAGCUGAUUGAACACUGCAUCUCCCGGUGCAUAAGACAUCUCGGUUGCCAUAGCAGCAACUUUUAUCGGAAGAGCAGAUGGUGUGAACUGAAUAAUAAAACGCACGCUUCCCACCCUGAAGAUAUGAGACAAGUUCCACUUACAAACUACAUGGAGAAUACUCUAAGACCUCUUACCUGCAACAACGACUCAGACUGCGGCAGCACUUUGAUUUGCUUUCUUUCAAAGUGCGAAGGUGAGCUCGAGUUUGGUGACUAGCUGAUCUUACUAGGCUAUACCACAGAAUUUCCUUCCUCUUCUCUGCAACUAAGCCCGAAAGCGGGGACGGUCCGAACAUUCGGCGAGAAGAAGACCUUCGUUCUUCGAGAGUCCUAAGUUGUGGGGGAGGAAAAUGACGUGGGAGCACCAGGGAAGGCGUGAGAGGAAGCAGCCCAAACAGCGGGAGGUUUUACCCGUACCUUCUCCUAUCCCCAAGUUACUUUGAGUUAGAAGCAGAAGGACCACUAUUUAAAAGUCAUAUACUAUCAGGCGCUCUCACUGCGGAUGAUAAAGUUCGUCUGUUCUGUUUUGUUUCGUUCUGUUCCACCACUAGGAUAAUUAAUGGUGCUAGUAAGCACACAUUCUCUCUUAACUGUGUUACCACACAGAAUAUGGCCUUAUGGUAAAUACCUUGAUUCGAUUACUGUCAUGUUUCGCUGUCUGCCAUUAUUUUAUUGUUCACAGUCCAGCUUGGUCAGUCGCACCUUUUUUGACCACAAGGCUGUUCAUUACGACUGUAGGCUUGUUCAAAUUCUAAACUGUACUUUAAAAGAAACAACUGUACUUCAAAGUCUUAAACGUAUUUUUUCUUCUUUAACACAGAAUGUAGCACUCGUGCACUUGGAAUGGAAAAUAAUGUAUUGCCAAACUCAGCCAUCACAGCUUCAACAGUAUGGCGGACCGUUGGACACGAACCUUGGCUAGCUCGUCUAAAUAAUGUUAAAAAUGGCCACAUGGGAUCCUGGUCGGCGGAUUUGAAUGAAGCUGGACAGUGGUUACAAAUUAACCUUGGGGAGGAGAGACUGGUGACAAAACUCGCCACACAGGGGAGGCCUUCCUGGUCCCCUCCUCAAUGGGUAACGUCAUACAAAAUUUUGUUUAGUUCAGACAGUGUACAUGUCAAAUGGGAGGAAUACAAGGAAAAUGACGUUGUGAAGGUAUGGAUUUUAUGGAUGGAUUUUUUUAUGGAUUUUUAGCUAGUUUUUACUUAGCUAGCGGCGUCUAGUAGGAGUCGGAGUAGUAAGCGGAGUCGUGACAUCGUUUAAAACCUGUUGAAAAUAAAAAUUCGGACCGGACUCGUAAUCGGAGUUAUCAUAGCGGCGCAAUCGGAGUGGGAAGAAUCAAAACGUUUCCGUUUUCUUCCGACCCGCUUACCAUAUGUCUCCGUCGCUUACGAUCAAGUGAAACUAUCACGUUGUCGGAGUUGGAUGCAGAAACGCAAUAAUGAACCAAUCACAAUGUUAGUUCCUACGCUUUGUGUUUGGUUAAGGUCUUCCGCUUUUGCUCGCCAGAGGGGGUUUGUUUUAAAAGUAACGUUUUCAAACAUCCAGCCGCAUUUAUUUAUUUAUUUAAAUUAGUUAACUAUUUUGUUAGCUAGGUUGUUUAUUUGCCAUUCGCCACUUUAAAAUGAAAAGGGAACUGGGUCGAGUUAACUUUCGCAAAGACUUCUGGGACUGUUAUUGGAGACAAGGAAAAAUAUUGGCCAAUAGCUGAUCGGCGCGUCCCAAGUAAUACUUAACAUUUAAUUUCGGCUCCAGCUCCCUUCUUUUUUUCUAAAGGUGCGCAAAUUGGAAUAUUGCUUUGGCCUUUCCUAACAGGUUUCUCUAUUGAGAAUCGACGUCAUGGGUUACUUUGUAUCAACAAUCUUCCCAAUGCAAUUUACCGUUAAGUCUGACUUUAAGAAAAACUGCUUCUCUGUGAACGUUGUUAUCGAAUGAAUGUAUUUCAAAGUAAUGAAUUGUACACAUUUAUUUCCUUUGCAGGUUUUCACUGCAAAUUCUGAUCGCAACACCAUCGUGUCACACGUUCUAACUCCAAGGUUCCGGGCAAGAUACGUGCGAUUUGUUGUGUUGACAUGGCAUAACCAUAUAUCUAUGCGAGUGGAGCUUUAUGGCUGUUCUGCACCAUAG
Messenger RNA from Porites evermanni, 9613 nucleotides. The record is from the annotation of a GenBank genome assembly. Lineage: Eukaryota; Metazoa; Cnidaria; Anthozoa; Scleractinia; Poritidae.